AUGAGGGCGCUGUGCGCCGCCCUGCUUGUAAUGGGAAUGUGGGAUCUGGCAGAGCCAACGAAGUGCGGAGCGGACCUGCCGCUGGUAGCCAACACAUGGGCCUUCACCGCUGCCACGGAAUCGGCCUGGGAGGCAAUGACAGCCGAGGACGCCAAGCACCCCGCCAUGGAUGCCAUCGAAAUGGGAGCCACCCAAUGCGAGGAUGAUCAGUGCGAUGGCACCGUGGGAUACGGGGGCAGCCCCGACGAGGCCGGGGAGACCACCCUGGACGCCAUGAUCAUGGACGGCGACACCAUGGACAUGGGAGCCGUGGGGGACCUGCGCCAUGUCAAGCACGCUCUGUCGGCGGCGCGCAUGGUCCUGCGCACCACCCGCCACUCCCUGCUGACCGGGCUGCAGGCCACCCAGUUUGCCAUGGACAUGGGCAUGAAGCUGGACGACCUGUCGACCAAGGCCUCCGCGGCGCAGCACGCCGCCUGGCGCGCCGACCGCUGCCAGCCCAACUUCCGGCGCGACGUGUGCCCGGACCCGGCCCGGAGCUGCGGACCUUACAGCCUGCCGCGCGGCAAGGUCAGGCCGAUGGCGCCGGGGGCGAGGUCAGGCACCGACCAGUGCGUGGAUGUGGAGGAGCUGGUGCCGCCGAGCCCGCCGGCAGCGGCAACCGCGGCGUCUUCUUCGUUGACAGCAGCGGCGCAGGCAGCGACGGCGUCGCACGGACGACCCCCCAACCGAACCGCCACGCCCUUCCCCUCGCCCACGGCGCACGACACCAUCGCCCUGCUGGCGAUCGACCGGCGGGGCAGCAUCGCGGCGGGGGCCUCCACCAACGGCGCGGCGCACAAGGCGGAACUGGGCGGCCGGCACCUUGGUCAUUAG
Auxenochlorella protothecoides is the source of this 876-nucleotide messenger RNA. RefSeq names its product N(4)-(beta-N-acetylglucosaminyl)-L-asparaginase. Gene Ontology annotation, molecular function: N4-(beta-N-acetylglucosaminyl)-L-asparaginase activity. Bases 1 to 876 code for a protein of 291 amino acids. Gene Ontology annotation, biological process: protein deglycosylation. NCBI's taxonomy places the organism in Eukaryota, Viridiplantae, Chlorophyta, Trebouxiophyceae, Chlorellales, Chlorellaceae. The transcript is spliced from 4 exons. The record is from RefSeq and is a predicted model, not a curated record.